GCAGUUUCAUUCGUAUCAGCUAUUCAUUUUGUGCACUCGUGUGAAGUAUGGAUAGUUUCGAGCGCGAGAGCUGGUAUCAUUUUUGUUGGGUUUGAGUUUGUGUGUGGUGGUGUGCUAUUCACUGAGAAUUAGAGUGAGAGGUUCAAGACUCCGUUUGUUGCUGUGAAAUUGUUUCACGAAGUCCUGGGAUUUGGCUGGAGUUAGAUUGCAGAAUUUCUUCUUGGCGGUUGAGGUUGUUUUCGGACAAUGGGGGCUGAUAAUGCCGAUCCUAUGGACGAGGAUCGUGUCGAGGAGGUUGGAGCAGAGGCAUCUGCAGAUUCGCGGGUUGUUUAUGAAGACUUUAGUCCCGAUUACUUGAGAAUCUAUUAUGCGAGGUUGUUCCCGUACGCGGAGAUAUACAAGUGGUUGUCCUACGGACACGAUGGGAAACAUCCGGGAUGUGAUGCAACAAUCAUGAGUAGAAGGGAGUUUUCUUUCACACUGGAGCACGAUAUCUAUAUUCGUUACUUGUCAUUCCACGAUGUGGCCGAGAUGGAAGCUACGAUUAAGAGCAAGUGCCCCCACAAGAUCGACAUUGGAGCUCUGUAUAAUGUUGAGCCUGCUAAACGCUCAGCGUAUGCUGGAGGUUCAGAUCGAGUUUUUGCUUCUGUUGAAAGAGAGCUUGUUUUUGAUAUUGAUAUGACAGACUACGAUGACAUCCGCACUUGUUGCAGCGGGGCGGACAUAUGUUUGAAAUGUUGGCCUUUGAUGAAUGUGGCCAUUAAAAUAUUGGAUACAGUACUUAGAGAGGACUUUGGCUUCGAGCACCUUCUAUGGGUCUACAGUGGACGCCGUGGAGUUCAUUGUUGGGUGUGUGAUACACGAGCAAGGAGAUUGAGUAAUGAGGCAAGGUCCGCUAUUGCUAGAUAUCUCACUUUGUACAAGGGUAAUGAGAAUACUACGAAGAAAGUGUCGCUUACGGGGCCAUCUCUUCAUCCUGCACUUUCACGUGCAUAUGAGAUCUGCAGAGGUUACUUUGAGGAGCACAUACUCCCAAAUCAGGGCUUGCUGCGUUCCGAGGAGCAAUUCGAUAAAGUAUUGGAACUAGUGCCAGAUGAAUCUGUAAGGACUCAGAUGCGGGAUAGAUGGAAACGUGCCUCAACUUCCAAGGAUGACGUCAGUGCGAUUCGCUGGAAACAUUUGAAGCAGACAUUAGAGAACAAGAAAUUGGCUCCAAGUGUAAGAAGGAGCGUCGAAGAAAUUGUUUUCUCUUACACAUAUCCCAGGCUUGAUAUAGAGGUUUCUAAGCACAUGAACCAUCUGCUCAAAGCGCCUUUUUGUAUUCAUCCCAAAACUGGUCGUGUAUGUGUGCCAAUCGACCCACUCGACUGUGACAACUUUGAUCCAACAACUGUACCAACUCUUGGCCAGUUAUUGUAUGAUCUUAACAACGAAGGAGGUAAAGCGGGGCCAGAAGUGAAAGACUUGGAGAAAACAUCACUAAACGCAGCAGUGCGGCUCUUUCAAACUAAAUUUUUGGACCCACUCCAACGUGCGAACAAGGCGGAAAUUACAUGUUCUUAUCAACAGAAAUUACAGCAGACCAGUGCUACAAAUGUUCUUAGCUGGUGAUAGUUGUGAAUUGCACAUUCAGUUGAUUAAAAACCGUGAAGGUGAAAAUAAAAACGGCAUUUGUAAGACGGCAGUUGUCAGAACUAUAUCACACAUAUUAUUUGAGCUGUUAUGAUACAAAAUUAUUAGGGCAAUAUAUUCUGUCUGUUUUGAUAAAACAUAUAUACAAUUUUGUUACUAUGUUUUUCAAAUA
Molecule: messenger RNA, 1804 nt
Organism: Physcomitrium patens
Lineage: Eukaryota; Viridiplantae; Streptophyta; Bryopsida; Funariales; Funariaceae
Biological process (GO): DNA replication, synthesis of primer
Source: RefSeq, a predicted model, not a curated record